Teleopsis dalmanni is the source of this 475-nucleotide messenger RNA. RefSeq names its product homeobox protein Hox-A7-like. The coding region runs from base 1 to 351 and encodes 116 amino acids. The record is from RefSeq and is a predicted model, not a curated record. Gene Ontology annotation, biological process: negative regulation of transcription by RNA polymerase II; anterior/posterior pattern specification. Gene Ontology annotation, molecular function: DNA-binding transcription factor activity, RNA polymerase II-specific; RNA polymerase II cis-regulatory region sequence-specific DNA binding. The transcript has 2 exons. Gene Ontology annotation, cellular component: nucleus. NCBI's taxonomy places the organism in Eukaryota, Metazoa, Arthropoda, Insecta, Diptera, Diopsidae.
AUGUUGAUACCAACCGAUGCUGAUGCUGAAGCUGAUGAUGAUGACGACGGCAACGACAACGACAACAACGAAGCAGUUAAAGAAGAAGAAUUUGCUUUGGAACGUAAACGUGGUCGUCAAACUUACACAAGGUACCAGACCCUGGAACUGGAGAAAGAAUUUCACUUCAAUCGUUAUUUGACAAGACGACGACGCAUUGAAAUUGCUCAUGCUCUCUGCCUAACUGAGAGACAAAUCAAGAUUUGGUUUCAGAAUCGUCGCAUGAAGUGGAAAAAGGAGAACAAAACAAAAGGCGAACCUGGUUCAGGCGGAGAAGGUGAUGAAAUCACACCACCAAAUAGUCCUCAAUAAACCAAUUAACAAAGAUUAUAUAUAUGUAUCUAUAUAUAUAUAUAUAUAUAUAUAUAAGCUAUGGAAAUGGAAGAUACAGUUAUUAUUCUAAUGAACGAAGCUAUGAGAACUAAACACAAUCUCU